This is a messenger RNA of Durusdinium trenchii, 999 nucleotides long. Lineage: Eukaryota; Dinophyceae; Suessiales; Symbiodiniaceae. The record is from the annotation of a GenBank genome assembly.
AUGCCGAAGAAGGGGGUGGAGCUCGGCCAGGCGAAGGCCAAAGGUACCAAGCGGAAGCACGCAGAGGACGCGGAGGACGGGGCCAGCCAGGCAUGCAAGGUCUAUUUGCAAGGCAUCCCACGGCUUUGUCAAGUGCAAAGCAUUAAGGAUCGCUUCAGCCAAUAUGGAGAGAUUCUGGACGUGGAGAUUCCACCCAUGCGGCGGAACAAGUCGAAACGCAUCGCCUUUGUCAGCUUCGUCAAGGCCUCUGAGGCGAAGGCGGCGCUUGAAGAGGACGAGAACGACUUCGAAGGCUCCACGUUGAAGGUGCAAUUGAGCAGAGCCAACGCGGCCACCGAAGACGCCCCAGCAAGCGCCAGCUCUGGCACUGGCGCUGGCACUGCCGCUGGCAGCACGGCUUCUGAUGCUCCUGAGGCGAGCAUCGGCACCAAAGUCUUCGUGACAGGCUUCGGGAAGGACUGCACGGAGAACGACCUCACAGCCCAUUUCUCUAAGUGCGGGAAGCUGGAGUCGGUGUCCAUGCCAGUUUCGAAGUCUGCGAAAACCAAAGGCAGUUCUCGUGGCUUCGCCAUUUUGGAGUUUUCAAAGAAGAAAUUCGCUGCACAGGCCUUGAAGUUGAGCAAGAAGCUUAAGGGCCAAGACUUGACAAUAAAGCCUUACACGUCCAGCGCGGCGGACGAAAAGCAGCAAAAGAAGGCCUCCGCGAAGAAGAAGGCAAAGGCUAAGGAGCAGACGAAACACCAGUACCGUGUGGUGGUGCAGGGCUUUCCGAAGGCCAUCAGUGAGAAGAACCUGCGGGAGCACUUUGAACCCUGUGGAGAGAUUCAAGAGAUCAAGAUGCCCAAGAAGAAGGAUGGCGAACUGAGAGGUGUGGCGUUCAUCAGCUUUGCUUCGAAGGAGGCCAUGAAAGAAGCCUUAAGGCUUGAUGGUGAGGACUUCCGCGAUAAGCCGCUCAAAGUCGUGAAAAGCGAUCCAGGCAAGAACGCAGCGGGAGAAUGA